AUGGGUCAAAGGGAUGAUGUCGCCUUUGCAACGCCAUUAAAUAAUAUGGCUAGUGGAUGUAUGUCACCUGAAGAUGUCAAUUUAAUUGAAGGUCAGUGCUUUAGUAACUCAUCACUUCCAGACACGUGUAAGGGCGCAGUUCAUCUAUUCAGCAGUAACCGAGAAGUUGAUGAGCAUAAUUCUAAAAUACUCUCAAAUAUGACUACCGAAGGAGCGAUAUUCCGGGCUGUGGAUAGAGUAAGUGGCGAAACUAAUCCUGCUAUGAAAGAAAAAGCUCUAAAUACAGUUGCCAAGUUACCUACGUCUCAAACCUACGGAUUACCUAAUGCUAUAACUUUAAAAGUCACGGCUAAAUAUAUGAUGACAGUAAAUAUUAACACGUCAGACGGACUAGUGAAUAGAACCACGGGGGUACUGACUGCGAUUGAAUUUGCAGUCAAUCCUACUACCGGUGAGAGAAGACCAUUACGCAUUUGA
Molecule: messenger RNA, 477 nt
Organism: Parnassius apollo (apollo)
Lineage: Eukaryota; Metazoa; Arthropoda; Insecta; Lepidoptera; Papilionidae
Source: the annotation of a GenBank genome assembly